AUGGGAAUCGAUCUCUCCGAGGUGACAGCAAUCCCCAAGCCUCUAACCGGAUUUUCCGGAGAAACGACAAUGACUAUGGGAACAAUUAGGCUUCCUGUGGUAGCUUGCAGAGUCACUAGGAUCGUCGAAUUCUGCGUCACAGAUCACCCAGCAAUCUACAAUGUGAUUAUGGGAACUCCAUGGAUCAACGCGAUGAGGGCGGUCCCUUUCACCUAUCACCUCUGCCUCAAAUUCCCUACUACGACAGGCAUCAAAACGAUCUGGGGAAAUCAGAAGGAGUCACGAAUGUGCUGCUUAGCAGAGCACAAGCUGAGGAACCCCGUCACUGACGCACGAGCAGACAGAUCGCAAAAAGAUGAAGGCGGACCGAGACCCCGCGAACGAGCUCUCGAAACUCUUAUAGCAAUUACAGAUCGCGGAGAGCCGCGAAACGCGCGCCGAGCCGGUAUGUGA
Eutrema salsugineum is the source of this 453-nucleotide messenger RNA. RefSeq lists its product as uncharacterized. The transcript has a single exon. The coding region runs from base 1 to 453 and encodes 150 amino acids. The record is from RefSeq and is a predicted model, not a curated record. NCBI's taxonomy places the organism in Eukaryota, Viridiplantae, Streptophyta, Magnoliopsida, Brassicales, Brassicaceae.